Messenger RNA from Hyaloscypha bicolor E, 597 nucleotides. RefSeq lists its product as uncharacterized. The record is from RefSeq and is a predicted model, not a curated record. The transcript has a single exon. Bases 171 to 479 code for a protein of 102 amino acids. Lineage: Eukaryota; Fungi; Ascomycota; Leotiomycetes; Helotiales; Hyaloscyphaceae.
CGCCAUCUAGCUUGUUAGCACUUUGACGUGCGUGGGGAUUUUCAUUGCCGGGGAUUUGCUCCGGGUUCAGGGAGUCAGUUCUGAGGAGGCUAUCUUCUGUCUAUCACAUGCUUGAUAGAAUGGGAAUAUGUGGUGCGGAUGAUAAACAGGGGGGGUGAAAACCUCAGGGAAUGCGGGGUUCCUGCUUAUUAUUUCAGCUUGGCUUUAUAGGGGUGAUUCUUUCCGACGCCUCGCCUGACUUCCCAUCGAAUCUUAUUGCAUUUAGUGUUUGGCGAGUAUCGUGCUCGUAUUUCUCACAUGUCAAGUUCUACAAGUUCACCGCUGUACUGUCAAACUCAGCCACCCUAUUCCUAUCACGAAUGGGGUGUAUUACUUUCUUUCACAUGAUAAUUCUCGAGCGGAUAGUGGCAUUGACCUCAAUUGGUCGUCACUCAGCCUCCACUCCUCUCAAGAUGACAAGCUGUCGAAACAUUUCGUAAAGAGAUAAAAAUAAGAAGGGGGUUUCAAAGUAUUAUUUCACGUGAAAGUUUGCUUACUGCGGAACAAGACCUGGCGUUUUAUUAAGGCAGCUUAAAUAUUGAGGAAGGCCUCUCACCU